Messenger RNA from Rotaria sp. Silwood1, 1815 nucleotides. The record is from the annotation of a GenBank genome assembly. Lineage: Eukaryota; Metazoa; Rotifera; Eurotatoria; Philodinida; Philodinidae.
AUGUCAAUACUAGUACCACAUGCUAAUAUUAUGGUGGACCAGAACGAGUCAAACAUCAGUAAUACCACUAUUGGAUCUGAUUAUAUGGGACCUUGUCUUGGAUUUUUACUCGACUUUAAAUAUUUUGGUUUUCAACAAUGUAUUCUUUCUCAUUAUACAUUUCCAAUAUCUGAAAAAGAUUUAACUGAAGUACAACUAUUAGUCAAAAUUCUCGAAUAUAUUCUUGCUGAAAUACAACAUGUUCUUCACGCUCCUUCAUUUAAAUUUAAUGGUACACCAGUAUUAUCACAAGUUUUUUUAUUAGUUGCUGGAGGUGAUCCAGAAGAAGCAAAAAAUAUUCAUAAGUCUUUAUGUCUUUUGAAUGUUAAUGAAAAUAAUUUUGACAUGAAAUCAGCAACAAGUGACGAAGAUGUUUGUUGGUUAUAUCAUGAGUUGUUCAACAAAGUUAUCAUCUUGAAAUCCGUAGUUAAACAACUAAAUAACAGAGCGGAAGGUGCAGCAUCACGAAACCAGCGUGGUGGAGAUUUUGCUUGUUUGUAUCUUAGAUACUGUUGUCAAUCAAAAAAUGUUACUAUUGGUCUCACUUGGGUUUUAAAGGCAAAUCAUGAUAUAGCAUUUUUUCAAUUUAAUUUAUAUGCAAAAGAUUUAUUAAAUUUUCGAUGGGAACUUGAAAACGAAAAAAUAAAAAACUUGCAAAUUUCCUUUAAAAAUAAUAAACGAUUAAAAACUCAAGUAGCAGAUUCUUUAUCUCUUAUUCCAAUGUAUCCAUAUAUCACAAUUCCAUGCUAUAUUAAAAUUGGUAUCAAUGGAUUUGGUCCUAUUGCUCGACUUGUAUUCCGAUGUGCAUUUGAACAAGGAGUUCAGGUAGUCGCUGUCAAUGAUCCACUUAUUUCUGCUGAUGAUAUGAUUUAUAUGCUUCAACAUGAUUCAACACGCGGACGUUUCAAUGGUGAAGUUUUACAAAAAGAUGGAAAACUUGUUGUUAAUGAACAAGAAAUGAAUAUUUUUAAUGAAAAAGAACCAUCAAAAAUUCCAUGGGAUAAACUCGGCGUUGAAUAUGUUGUUGAAUCAACCGGUGUAUUUACAACAAUUGAUAAUUGUCAAUCACAUUUACAAGCUGGUGCUAAAAAAGUUAUAAUUGCAGCAUCAUCAACUGAUGCUCCAGUGUUUGUUACGGGUGUCAAUGAGAAGAAAUAUACAGGAAAAGAAACGAUUAUUUCAAAUUCAUCAUGUACAACAAAUUGUUUAGCACCACUUGUUAAAGUUAUUCAUGAAAAAUUUGGUAUUAUUGAAGCUUCAAUGACAACUAUACAUUCGUAUACUUCUAUACAAAACAUUAUUGAUGGAUCAUCAAACAAUAGUUGGCAAGAUGGAUAUGAAGCUCCACAAAAUAUUAUUCCAUCAUCAACUGACGCUGCUAAAGAUAUUGGAAAAAUAUUUCCUGAUUUAAAUGGAAAAUUAACUGGUAUGGCUUUUCGUGUUCCAACGGCAAAUGUUUCAGUUGUUGAUCUUACUGCUCGAUUAAACAAAGGCGCUAAAUAUGAUGAAAUUUGUGCUGCAAUUAAAGAAGCUGCUGAUGGUCCAUUAAAAGGUAUUUUGGCUUAUACUGAUGGUGAAGUUGUUUCAACAGAUUUUAUUGGUGAUAUACAUUCAUCAAUUUUUGAUGCUAAAGCUGGUAUUUCACUCAAUGAUAAUUUUGUCAAACUUGUUUCAUGGUAUGACAAUGAAUAUGGUUAUUCAAAUCGCGUUGUUGAUCUUAUCAAAUAUAUUGCGAAAAAAGACUAUCGAGACAAAUUUGAACCAUCUCUCAAAUGA